Messenger RNA from Onthophagus taurus, 1079 nucleotides. RefSeq lists its product as uncharacterized. Lineage: Eukaryota; Metazoa; Arthropoda; Insecta; Coleoptera; Scarabaeidae. The record is from RefSeq and is a predicted model, not a curated record.
GAGUGCCAUGUCGUGCAGAGUAGUGCAGUCCCAACGAACAACGCUCUAAUUACAGCAAAACAAGUCACCAACUUUUCAGUUCACUUGAAAAAGACAUCGUGAGAGACUUUUUAGAAACCAUUUAAGUACCGUUAAAUUUAUAAACGUCAUAAUUUGACGUUAAUUUAUUAUUAGUUAUCUGACCGAACGAAAUUUAUUUGUAACCUCGAAUGGAUUCAAAAAAUCAUCGAGAAGGAGUCGAUGUUUUAAUGAAACAUCUCGUUUCAAGAAAGGACGUGAUAACGUUCAACGUUUAUAAUGAAGUACAACAGCCAAAACGGCAUAAGCGAACAUCAAAAAUAGCUGCUUCGAUAAUAAAUUGUGGGCCGAAUACUAGCUUCGCUCAAGUUUACAAACAACAAAAGGCAAUUGCUAAACGGGAAACGUACAAGAUGCUGCAACAUUACACGGAUUUUAAAGAGAAAUUUUUAAAGAAAGAUAAGAAAUCGGAAAGUGAAGAUAUACCGUUAAUAAUCGUGGAUGAAAUUUAUUCUGCAAAAGAUGUGCCUAAAAAACCUUCAAUCGAAACGAUUCUUGAAGAAAAAUCAACUGUGAACGUUCCCGAAAAAUCUGAUAUAAAAAUAUCUACCGGAAAAGAUCUAUUAACGAAACUUCGCCUACUUCAAGGCGAAUUUAAAUGUGUGGAUCUAAAAAAAAAACUUUCCGGUUUUAUUCACGAAUACGUCGCCGCAAAUAUGAAUGAAAAAAUGGAACCAAGCGGUACUAACAAAGCUUCACGAUCGAAAUAAACUAAAUAUAACAAACAAAUAAAUUUCUCCGGCCAGAAAAAGUUGCCUUGUUUUAUUAAUGCUGUUCAUUUAUUUUAAGGCAGAGUAAAACCUCAUAAAAAGAACGAUACAAAAACCACCCCUCCGGCAAAACUCUAAAUUACCCGCGAUUUCUUUCACGUCGGUUUUUUUCACGCCGCUACUCAUAAAAAUUUCAAUUCGACUCUCUCCUUUGUAAUUUUUAAUUAAAGACGGUCUGAACCGGUACUCUCGGUACAUUUAGUUGCCGUUCCUAAUAUUCAUUCUUUCUUU